This is a messenger RNA of Camelina sativa (false flax), 1537 nucleotides long. Its product is annotated as F-box/LRR-repeat protein At1g06630-like. The record is from RefSeq and is a predicted model, not a curated record. Gene Ontology annotation, molecular function: protein binding. NCBI's taxonomy places the organism in Eukaryota, Viridiplantae, Streptophyta, Magnoliopsida, Brassicales, Brassicaceae.
CAUCUUAAAAAGUAAGAAAAAAACUUGCUCUUCUUCUUCAACUCUUUCUCUCUCGCCGUCGUCGGAGUCGUAGAAAAUGAGUGAGAAAUCGAGAGAAUCUGACGCUGGAGAUACUGAGGAGCCAUGGAACCUGGCUGAUUACGAGAUCGGGAGACCACUUGUCAAAGGAAAGUUUGGCAGAGACUAUCUCGCUCGAAAAGCUAAGUUGAAUACUGGCUCCAAUGAUGCAAUCAGCUGGCUCCCUCAUGAGGUUCUGGGCGACAUCUUGUCAAGAGUUCCGACCAAACUGGCUGCUUCAACAUCUGUGCUCUCGAGAAAGUGGAGGGAUGUGUUCGCAUUGAGGGAUAGUCUCGAUUUUGAUGAUUCUGCAUCUCUGAAACGGAAUAAAGAGGGUAAACUAGAGAGGGAUGUGAUCCUCCGGGAGUGCUUCAGGAACUUUGUCGAUAGAACACUCGCUUUGCAAUUGCAAUGCGCUUCUCUUAUCACGAGAUUCUCUCUAAGAUAUCACGUUCGUGACGACUCUGAGAUGGAUCAUGUGGUCCGCUGGGUAUGUAAUGUCUUAGAGCGUGGCGUAGUGGACCUGCACGUUAGUUUAGCUCCUCACGAUGAAAUCUUUUUACCUCCUGCGCUCUACACGAGCAAGACGCUCGUUAAGCUUUCACUGGGAACCAAGAUUAGUUUAGGAAAGCUUCCUCCAGAUUUGUCUCUUCCAGCGCUUAAGACUCUCUUCAUCGAUGCUAUCUUUUUUGAAUAUGAAGAUCUGUGUUACGUGCUUCUUCCUGGUUGUCCCGUGCUCGAGGAGCUUUUUGUACGUCACAAUGACUUUUACGCACAACCAUACUGCAUAUCCAGUCGGACCAUCCAUAAACUAACAGUUCAAUACGAUUCUAACUUUGAUAUUGGCUCUUUGACGAUCUCAUUUGAUGCCCCAAGUCUUGUCUUCCUGGACUACUCCGAUUAUGCCCUGUCUGGCUAUCCACAAGUUAACUUGAAGUCCCUAGUCGAAGCUAGGCUAGACCUUCGUUAUCAUUCUAAAGAGAUCAAGAGGCCAAAUAUAUGGGGUCUCUUUACAGGGAUAAGCCACAUUAAGACCCUGCAUCUUUCUGCCAAUUCUGCUGAUGUGAUCUCUCGAUGUGUUAAACAUGGACUAAUACUACCGGUGUUUAACAAUCUGGUAAGCUUGACUUUUGGGAGUAAGAAUAAACGAGGUUGGAGACUACUGCCGCAGCUGCUUAAGCAGUGUCCUAUGCUUGAAACUCUAACCAUCCAGGGUCUGGAUGGUCAUAUAUCUGAUGUGACUAUGCCUGCAUCCCAAGUGAAAGUGUUGUUAGGGAGGCACACUGCUAAAGACUUGGAGCACUUGAAGAGUUUUCUUUGGGAGGCACUGCUAAAGAGUUAGAUGUUUUUUUUUGUUAUCCCACAACAUAAACCUAUCCUAUUUUUAUUUGCGUUAGGUUGUUGUUAGCCGGAAACACACACAAUAUAAAACACCUUCGAUCUGUUUAUUAAAAUAGCCACCCCACUCAUUCAUCAUUCA